AGCAAAUGAUACAUAGACGCGCUCCCCCCUCACAUUUUUCCCCGCGCUGCCCACCUCCCGACUCACUUACCCACAACGCUGGCCGUACUCCGUACGCGCAAUCCCUCCUCAAAUGUCGGUGGCUGGAUCGGAAGCCCGGGAUUCUGCUGUGACUUGCGCGGACCUCCUGGCGUACGACGAAGAACAGCUCGUUCGCUAUCUAAAGAGACAGGACCGUGGUGGGGAAUUCGAUAUUUCGAGUCUUGCCGGUGUGGAAUCGCUUUCAAAGAGCCAGCGAGAUGACUUGACGCAGAGACUCAGCAAAGCAGCUUUGCUGCUACCGCUCGGGAUCGAUGACCUUCACACGCGCCUGCAGAAUGUGGCCAGCACGCAAGACGACGGCUCUCCGGACCUCGAACCCUCACAAUCACGGCCCGACUCGAUCGCGGGCACUCCGCCACCUAUCGCCGUCCAAGACCUCGAUGUAUCAAGCCGCCAGGAGCUCGCCAGAGAUGGCGGCCGUCCGGUGUGCUCAAUCGAAGAGCUGUGUCACAUACUCGCUGCGCCCAUGGAAAGGUAUGAGACGAUUCUGUCAUGGCUCAGCGACUCUCCAGACUCUGAGACCGGGGCUGGAGAGCUGAAGACGGUCUUUUCGAGGCAGUUCAUGCGGUGGUGGGACUUUCGCAAGUCGCAAUGGGACAGCCGAGGCCUGGGCGACAGCGAGGCGGGCCUCUCUGCCUUCCUCGAGGCAAGCAGGCGCAGAUACGAGGGCUCGGGCGCAAAAGCGAUGGUGUCCGCUCCUUCGUUCGACGAGACCAUCCAGCGGCAGUGGCAGCAUAUGCCAGCAUCCCGACAGCCACCACCACCUGAGGGUCAAACAUUUGCCGCCUACAGCGACACUGUCAAGAUUCGCCUCGCACCCUACCACUUCACCCCAUCACUGCAGCUGAGGAAAGACCCACAGAAGCAGACUGCGUGGACCGAUUGGCUCGAGUAUCUUGGCUUCGAACUGAGGUGCUUGGAAAUGUUGACAGCCGUUGCGGAAUCUCUGGAACCGAAGUACCACCGAUCCACGAGGCGGCUGCUCAGGGCAACACAGCCGAAUGGAAACAACGCUGCGAGCGGCGUCAACAUGGCCAAGGAGUUGGCAGCAGCUCGAGCCGACCGGGACGCUAGCCAAAAGUCGAUCGACAACUUCCUCCGGGAGACGGAGGCGUACACACGGGCGCGCAGAGAUGCCUUGUACCAACGGCAUCGGGUGGAGUGGGUUAUCAAGGAGGCGCGUCUGAUGGAGGCGGAGAUGUCCCUGCAGAGGAACUUGGCGAAGAGCAGGAAGAGGAAGCAGCGCGACGAGGAACCCCCCGAGCCACAGCCCAAGAGGACCAGACAGAGAGGCGGUGGCGGUGGAAUGCAAAGGCGGUCGCAACGCCUCAUCCUCGGAGUACGGGUACUCGGCGGAGUACGCGGCGUCAUACCAGCCGGAAAGACUGAGCGAGCUCUGGCACCGUGCGUCUAA
This is a messenger RNA of Trematosphaeria pertusa, 1495 nucleotides long. RefSeq lists its product as uncharacterized. NCBI's taxonomy places the organism in Eukaryota, Fungi, Ascomycota, Dothideomycetes, Pleosporales, Trematosphaeriaceae. The transcript is spliced from 3 exons. The record is from RefSeq and is a predicted model, not a curated record. The coding region runs from base 113 to 1495 and encodes 460 amino acids.